GUAACGGAACGCAUAUAACCUCAAAAAAUAUUUUUGAAAGAAUUUUUGUUAUGUCGUAAUGUUAUCGUAGUUAUUUGUCUGGACGUUUUGCCUACAAAUAUGGCUAAAUAUAUAGCUCAAAUAAUAGUGUUGGGUGCUCAAGUUGUCGGGCGAGCGUUCGCAAGGGCGUUGAAGCAAGAAAUAGCAGCAUCUCAGGAGGCAGCUAAGAGAGCUGGUGGUGGACCCGAAGGUGCUAGAAGAGCAGCAGCAAACGCCUCCACAGGCGUCACCCUAGAAGAAGCUAUGCAAAUUUUAAAUUUAGAUAAACUAGACCCAGAGAAAAUUCAGAAAAAUUACGAACACUUGUUCUCAGUGAAUGAUAAGGCGAAAGGGGGUUCAUUCUAUUUACAAUCAAAAAUUGUGAGAGCAAAAGAAAGAAUAGACGCGGAAUUCAAGCAAAAACAGUCGCAAGAAGAACAAAGUCGACCGAAGGACACAUCGUGAGGCUACACUAUACCCGGACUGUAUCAUAGUUUAAUAUUUCGAUAGUUUAUUUCCAUGGUAGUGACUUGUUUUAGAAAAACAAGUAGGAGUUUUGUAAAAUAUUUUAUUACGUAGAAAAUGAUUACCACAAUAGUGACUAGAAUACAUCAGUCUUCAUAAUAUAAAUGUGGAUUAUAAUAAUUAUGUAAUUUCUGCAAACAAAAACCUACAAAAGUAGUUAUUUAUGAAGCAUGCUUGUUCAAAAGCUUAGGCAAGACUACUACAAUACAAAGGAAUCAUUAAAUUUGUUAAGCAUUUACUACA
Messenger RNA from Ostrinia nubilalis (European corn borer), 786 nucleotides. RefSeq names its product mitochondrial import inner membrane translocase subunit tim16 (gene blp). The transcript has a single exon. The record is from RefSeq and is a predicted model, not a curated record. Gene Ontology annotation, cellular component: TIM23 mitochondrial import inner membrane translocase complex. Gene Ontology annotation, biological process: protein import into mitochondrial matrix. NCBI's taxonomy places the organism in Eukaryota, Metazoa, Arthropoda, Insecta, Lepidoptera, Crambidae. Bases 100 to 483 code for a protein of 127 amino acids.